CAUCAUUAGACAGUUAAUCUCAUGUAAUAAAUUACACCUGAGUUUAUUAAGUAAUGCUUAUUGACAGCAACAGAUUACAAAAAUACUCGCUUAAUUAAAUAAGCUUUGCAAGAUAAUUAAGAAAACACAUUUGAAAUCAUUUGCAACACCAUUAAAGAAGUUCUAAAUUGGGAUCCAAUAAAAAACUUUCAUCCUCCAAUGGCCAAGUUAUAUGCUUUGAGAGUAAACUUAUAAUUCUAUUUUCAUAGUUGAGCAAAGACUUAAUUGAUAUUUUUAAUAUGAGAUUUGUAAAUCUGUUUGAAGCUCUAACACUAGAAUCAUUGAAAUAUUAUGCAGAGUAUGGAGGUCCAAAUACUGAUCCUAAUAGGGGAACAAACUUAUUUGGAGAAAACAUGGGUAAUAUACAAUAAUAAUUUUAGAAAAGGAUAUAAGAUAAAUUGGAAUGUCAUUAGUAAGAUUAGCCCUAGAAUGUAUUCAUGCUUGGGCUCAGUUUUUUCCUUCAACUCCUUUGGGAAGUCCAACUAAAUUUAUUCAAUUAUAUAACGAAAUCAAAAAUAAAGGAUAUUAGUUUCCUGCCUGGACUUACUAUAAAGAAGAUUUUGUUAUAUCUCAUAAAAGUGAAAAGUUUAGUAAUGUAGUUGAUCUUUUAAAUUCAUCAUAAUAAGAGUAACCAAUAAAAAUUGUAAAUAAUCCCUCCACCCAAAUUAAUCCUCCCAUAAGUCAAACUCCAGUUGGAUAAACUCCUGGUGAUCCAAAACUUAAUAUUGUACAAAAAUCAAAUUUGGUUAUAUAAAGAUGUCACGAUUUAAUAAAUGAAGUUGGAGAUAUUUGUUCUCAUAAUUUAAAUUGUGAUCCUAAAUUAUUUGAUAGAUUAAAGGAUGAAGCUAUAGCUAAAAAUUAAGAAAUGGAUAUAUUGGUUAAUGAACUUAUAGAUUAAGAUGAGGAGGAUUUAGCAGCAGAGGUCAUGUUAGAGAUGGAUAAUUUAUAAACCUUAGAAAAGGACUUAAAUGCACUUAAUCAGAAGACUAAUUAAGAAUUCAGAAAGAAAUACAUGAAAAAUAGGCCUGAUUAUGCAUUACAACAAUAUUAGAUUUAAUAAUAGUAAGAAUAAUAAAGGAGAUAAGCAGCUGAAUAAUAAGAGGCAGAACGAUUAGCAAGAAUAAAAUAAUAAGCGAUAUAAGAUGAAAAUGAAAAAGAAAGAUUAAAAUAGAUUAGAUAAAGAGAAUUAGAUUAAGAAAACCAAAGGAACCUAGAAAUUUUGAAAAAAUAGAAAGAAGAUGAAGAGCUUAAGGAAAAAUAGCGUUAGGAAUAAGAGAGAAAAAAAAAAGAAGAAGAAAAAGAAAAAGAAAAGUAAAUCUAAAUAUAGAAAUAAGAGGAUGAGAAGAAAAAAGAAAAAUAGGAGUAAGAGUUAAAAGAAAAGGAAGAAAGAGAGAGAAAAAUAAAGCAAGAAGAGGAAUAAAUGAAAUUAAAAAAAUUAUUAGAGGAGGAAAGAGAGAAAAAAAAAAAGGAAGAAGAGGAAUAAAUGAACUAAAAAAAAAAAUUAGAGGAGGAGGAAAAUUUAAGAAAGUAGAAAUAACAUGAGGAAGAACUUAAAAAAUAAAGAGAAUAUGAAGAAGAAUAAAAGAGAAUUAAUUAAGAAGAAAUAAAUAAAAAAUAAUAAUAAUAAGAAAAUUAAAUCGUAUUAAAUAACAGUGAUGAAAAAAAAGCUCUAGAAUUAAUUGGAGCUAAUAAAUUUUAGUAUUCUUAAAUUUAAUCUCAAGGAGGUGAUCAGCAAUAAUUCAAGACUUCUUAAUUUUAACAUCCUAUGGAUAGAUCUUAAGUUCAAAUGAAAAUUUAAAAACCAAUUAGUCAUUCUAGUUUAGGAUUGAAUCCUUAACCUUAAAUUAAAAAAAUAAAUGGUGAUUUAAGUGGAGCUCCUGAUUUAUUAUAAGAAAAUAAAUAAUAGAUGAAUUAAUUUGAAAAGAAAUAAUUGGAAAUUUUAUAAUAAUAAGUUGAAAAUUUAUAAAGAGAUAAGGGAUAAUUAUAAAAAUAAUUAGAAGAAGAAGAAAACAGAAAUAAAAAGUUAAAGGAAGAUGUAUAUUAAUUAAAUGGAGGUGGAAAUAGAAUAUCAGAAGAUUUAAAAAGUCUUUAAACAAAAUUUGAUUAACUUUAAUAAGAAAAAAUAUUAAUAUAGAAUUAACUUACAUCUACUCUAUAAUAAUUUAAUGAAUAUAAAAGUAAUUCUGAAAGAUUGAAAUAACAAUAAAAAGAUUAAAAUGAUUUAGAGCUAAAUAAUUAUAAAAUUGAAAGAUAAUAAUUAUUUUCAGAAAAAUAAGCAUUAUUAAGAUAAUUAGAUUAACUGAAGGCAUAAUCAACAAAUCAUGUUGAAAUUUAAGAUAAAUAAUUUUAAAAUGAAUAAGUGAUAGCCUAAUAAAAAAGAGAAAUUGAAAACUUAAAAUAAGAGAAAGAAAUUAUUCAAAAAAAUCUUUAAAAAGAAAUUGAUUUAAGUAAAAUCAAACUCAAUGAUUAAUAAAGUUUUUCAGAUACACUUAAUAAUUAAUUAAAUAUAUAUAAGACUUAAUUGGAAAAAAGUUAAAAAGAUUAUUUAAUUCUCUAAGAAAGUUAAAAAAGAUCAAAUGAUGAAUUAUUAUAAUAAGUAUUUGAGGCUAGAAGAGAAAAUUUAGCUACAAAAUAAUAAUUAAACUCAAUCCAAUUAUAAUAUAGUGAUAAAGAAGCAGAAUAUAAAUAAUUAUAAUAAAGUUAUUAAGCAGUCUAAAAAGAAAAUUAACAACUUAAGAAAAAUUUAGAAUCUGCAUAAUAAUAAAUAGAUUAAUUUAUCCAAAAGAAUAUGGACAAUAGAAGUUCAACCCUAUUAUAAUAAAAAUUGCAAUAGAAAUUAGAUGAAAUAGAUAAGUUAAAGGAAGAUCAUAAAAUUAUUUUGAAAGAAAAAGAUGAAUAUUAUAAAUAAAGAAUAGAUGAUCUUACAUAAGAUAGAUAAAAAUUAUAAAAAGAUGUUUUUGAAUUAUAAUAAUAGGCAUAAUAAAAUCAGUUGGCAACUAUUGAAGCAAUUUAAAAAUAGAAUUAGCUUUAAUUAAAGAUGCCACCUAAAAAUCAUUCAAAAUCUUAAGUUUCUGAAUUAGAAUCUAUUCAACAUUAAUAAAAUAAUUAACAAAUAGAGAUUUCUGAAGUUUAAGGAAAAGCAAAUAUUUCUAUUAAGGAAGUAAAUGCUGCCAUUGAUAAUAAUCCAAUAAUUUAAGUCUAAUGUCCUAUAGCUGUAUUUAAACAUUUUCCUAAAAAUAAAAAAUUCUAUCCUGAAUAAAUACCUUAAAAGUCAAAAAAUAUUAAUGCAGAAUGUUUAGAUUUAAUAUUCCCUUACAGUAGCCCAGAAGAUUACUUUAAUAAUAAACCAUAGAAAUAAAGAAAAGGAAAGGUAAUUCAAUCUAAUUAAAAUUUUGAUGAUAUUUCUCAUUUGAAUAAAGAUAAUUUAACCUUUUACAAACAACGAUGUUUAGGAUCUUAAGGAAUUUUAUAUGAAGAAUAUGGAUUAUAGUUUGGAUUAUUGUAUUCAACACAAGUUUCAUAGAAUAAAACCUAUUUUACUUAUGGUUUGUAUAUAUAAAAUACUUAGGGAGUGAAACAAGAUUUCACAGUUUAAUUUUUGGAAGUUGAAAGUAAAAAUUUAUAAUGAUAAUUUAUUUUAGAAUUUUAACAAUUUUGGGCUUCUCCCUAAGAAUUUAUAAAAACUUUAGAUGAAGAUUCUAAUGAUUUAAUAGAGAUAUUAAUAGGAUCAAAUAAAAUUCCUUAAUAAAUUUUGACAUUGUAGAUAUCCCAUUAUGAAACUCAUCCAUUCUAAAUUUAUAUUCCAAAUCAUAUUUGCUAAUAAAUAAUAUAUAGAGAGAUAAAGGUAAAUGAAUUUAAAAAUAAAUGGAAAUAAUAUAUAACUAAUUAAAUCAGAACCCCAUUGCUUAAUUUAAAUAAAGGAGUGAUGAAAGAUAUUUAUAAUUUCCAAAAGUAAAUACCAAAAAUAAUAAUAUUAAAUAACAAUAAAGUAAAUGAUUUUGAGUUGGGAAUAGAUGAAAUAAAAUUGGGAGGUUUAGGAUAUUUUUUAGAUAUUUAAUUCUUAAUAAAAGUAUAAAAAUAUUAUUAUAUAUUUUAGUUUGAAAUUUUACCUAAUGAUAAAAUAUGUAUUUAUUUAUCUUUUGAAUCUAAGUAUAAUACUAAAAGAUAAAUACUUGAACAAAUAUUAAAUGGAUAUGCCUUCAUAUUAGGUGAUGGUAAAAGCUUAUGA
Messenger RNA from Paramecium primaurelia, 4267 nucleotides. Lineage: Eukaryota; Ciliophora; Oligohymenophorea; Peniculida; Parameciidae. The record is from the annotation of a GenBank genome assembly.